UGCGUUUAGCGGCAGAGAAGCUGGCUUUCACUGAGCAUUCGUUCGAAGGGCUCACAAACAGGCAGUGUUCCACGUAGCCUGAGCACGUGUCGAAGGUGAAGUGCUGUAUAUUCAGCGUCUACAGGAAAGAGGACUGUAAACGCGGGUGCUCUGUCAGUAAACACACGUUGCAUCAAUGAAGACGCUGUUUGCACAUAAUCUUCACGGGAGUUGAAUAUAUUUUUUUUUAAUUCGGGAUAAUUACCAUCUCUGUGUUAAUGAAAAUUCCAGAACUGUUUGAAUUUUAGAAAGUGGAGGAUUAUUUAAUAGAUGUGGGUGGAAACCACGAACGAAACAGGAUAUAUAUAUAUAUGUGCGUGACUUCCUCCAACAAACCAGCGAGGUCACUUAGUGGUAAAAUAUAUCAUGUACAAUCGGGAAUUUAUAAGUACUUGAUAAACAUUGAUAUGAUCUACAGUUCAGAUCGAUCAAGAUCACAGUGAUUUGGACCCAUCCCAUUGACUUCUUCGUACGGAACCGGAGUACUGUUCUGUUUUAUAUCCAACACACCGAUUCCGCGUAUUCUGUCGUACACAUCACCUCGAUGCCACUUUUAUACAGCUGCUGAUACGGAAGAGCCUGAUAUUCGCAUCCACAUCAACAGCUGCUGCUGCUGUUUCGGGCUCCACAGAUUGAGAUGAUGAUGUACCAAUACUCCUUCCGAAUUCAAUACUUGAAGGGAUGAUUCAUAACAGAUAACUUGUUCAAGUCACUGCCGGUUUUGGAUAUUGUUCGUGAAUAUUGAGUGAUUUUCAAGGUCUGUGUGGAUCUGAGUCAUUUAUCAGUUGGAAGAAAGUUUCUGGAAGUUUUACAGAGGAAGACGCAGUUAAUUGUCGGUGUUCUCCACAUUGUCCACGACACGAACACAGUCCACAAAACAUGCAGUUUGAUGCCAGUUUAAAAAAAUAUUUUGAAACAAAUGUGAUUUUUUUCAGACUUCUUACAGCAUAUGGCUACGCUACUACUUUUGAAAAAACAUCGCGUAACAUGGGACGUUAAUGCUUAAAAUAUUGUUAAUUGUCAUAAUUAUAUUGAAAAAAUGGUAAUCUCAACGGAAGUUGAAACAGUGCCAUUAAUCAGUAUUUAUGCAACGUGAAACUAACAUUACUCACUGAAAUAUUCGACUGUUCACGCAACUUCAAGGAUUUUUGUUUUAUCAUCGAUUUUUCUUCAAGGCUAUAUACACCCGGGAUCAUAAACAGGAAUCCAUUUAUAACCAAGCCUGUUCUCGGCAAAGGUUGUCCCAUCGCUAUGUUCAACAGACAACACUGACAACUUAAGGAAGUGUACUGCUCAGCCGAACAUCUGCUGAAGCUGAACGUCUGUUGUUACUGAGGUGAUAGUUUCGAAUCGAUUUCUGCGAUUUAAAGCGGCUCUCCGCCCGAUCUUGAGACGCCAUGGGCGCUAACAACGUCAAACAGAAUGGCGGCCAGCAUUCCAACAAGGCGAUCAGCAGUGGCAGGAUGAGAAACUCUAUUGAAGACGAGCCCGUCUUGAAUCUUAGUGAGGAGCACAAGGAACUCCUGAAGGAGGCGUGGGUAACUCUUAAAGGAGAUAUCUCGAAGGUUGGGGUUAUCACUUUUAUGAAGUUAUUCGAGACACACCCGGAUGUUCAAGAUGCUUUCCUUCCAUUCCGCGGUCUAUCCACGACAGACAUGGAACAAAGUGCCAUCUUGCGUGCGCAUGCGCUGCGAGUGAUGAUGACGGUAGACAAGUGUCUGAACAGGAUUGACAGUCCUUCCAAGGUGGAGGGACUUAUGGGGGAACUCGGCCGGAGACAUUUAAACUACAAUAUCAAGCCAGAGUAUAUAGACAUGAUGGGCGAACAGUUUAUAUAUGCACUGAGAUCCAACCUGGAUGACCGCUGGAGCCCCGAGCUGGAGAAGGCGUGGAUUGCGUUGUUCAACAUGAUGAAGUUUUACAUGAGACGAGGUCUGACAGAGAAACAAAAGUGAAGGCGCAUACAUGUAGGCCGAACAGAAGCGGGGGACCUUUCAGUGUAAUUACUUGCGUGGAUCAUGUAACAAUAUAUGUGAAAAGGUUUUGAGAAUGAGCUGAGCUGUGACAUUCUGUGAAAGCGUCGUUUUGCCUUGUACGCAUGUACGGAAAGCGCAAGCUGUGACGGAACAUGUUUGAUGUGAUGGAUAUCACCAACACUGGUGUAUGUAGCAGAUUGUUGAUGUGAAUCAGUGGCGGAUAACAACAGUUUUUUGUGCAUUCAAAGCUACCUCGAAAACUGCUAUGCCCUGUGAUAAUUCGUGUGUUUGGGGAGAGAAAAGCUAAAAAUAUGCAGCUUUCUUAAUGCGUCUUUUUAGCCAGAAACACUUUCAGCGUGUGUGUACAUAUACAGUAUAUAUAUAUUGUUAUAUUUGCGUUGUAGUUCGAAAGACAUUAGGAAAAAUUCAGUUUCUACUUUUCACGACACAAUGGAUGCCGGAUGCUCGUCGGUCAUUAAUAAAUACCUAAUUCUUGUACCCCGUUGUCAUGACUACACAUAGGUAAAUCGUUGUAAAUUAAAUGCUAAAUAAAUGUGACUUGUAAGAGUCGUACCCUCCCCUUCCUCGGUGUAUCGGUCAAAACCCCUCCAGUCCUGGACGUGACGUGGGAUUUCACGGUCAAUACACCUCCACUCUUGGACGUGACGUGGGAUUUCACGGUCUAUACACCCCCACUCUUGGACGUGACGUGGGAUUUCACGGUCAAUACACCUCCAGGCUUGGACUUGACAUGGGAUUUCACGGCCAAUACACCUCCACUCUUGGACGUGACGUGGGAUUUCACGGCCAAUACACCUCCACUUUUGGACGUGACGUGGGAUUUCACGGUCAAUACACCUCCACUCUUGGACGUGACGUGGGAUUUCACGGUCAAUACACCUCCACUCUUGGACGUGACGUGGGAUUUCACGGUCAAUACACCUCCACUCUUGACGUUACGUGGGAUUUCACGGCCAAUACACCUCCACUCUUGGACGUGACGUGGGAUUUCACGGUCUAUACACCUCCACUCUUGACGUGACGUGGGAUUUCACGGCCAAUACACCUCCACUCAUGGAUGUGACGUGGGAUUUCACGGCCAAUACACCUCCACUCAUGGACGUGGGGUGUGGCUUCACGGUAUAGACCAAUACACGGAGGAAGUGUGGGUUUUACUCAUGUCUGUUUUAUUCCUUUACACAGAGAUUAGUCGUGUUUCGACGUCAUCGUCCUCCUUUAUGAUUUGAUAAUUACACCCACUAGUUAAGACCCUCAAAACUAUUUCUCUCGUGUCAAGCCGAGCACUUAUAAGUAAAUAUGUAAAUAUGCGCGUAAAGGGCUCAAUAUGUUAUUCGCUAAGCCCUAUUAAGGAUGUUUAAAUUGACAAUGGGCAUCACCUUUUCUGUCAUUUUCGGAGAGGAUGUCCAUGAAGCAGGAUUUAGUUUGGGGACUGAUGUGAGGACGUUUUUACCCAAUUCGUAGACGUUGAUGACACAGAAUCUAUCGAAAGAACAAUAAAAACAAAGGAUUCCAAGAAAUAGAGGACACAGCAGAUUCCCAGUGAAUACUUGGAAAGGACCCCGUUGAUGUGUCAACAUGUACGACAGUUGGGUCUGCGUCAGGAAUGCACAUGUGGCAACAGCAACAGCAACAGCAACAAUAAGGCUGACCGUCAUCUUGUUGUGAUGUGUACGGAGGAUCAGAGCAAACUAGUUGGGAUGUACUGCCUGCCAUAUGUACAGCUCCAGAAAGUUUUAACUUGAUUCGUCCUCCACAGCCUCGAAUUGGAGACAGCUUUACUGUCAGUACUAUGAGCGAGCAAACUAUUGACUUCGUUACAACCGAGGAGGUAGUCUAUAUCCGUGACGUGACCACAUACCAGGACGUAACCACAUACCAUGACGUAACCACAUACCAGGACGUAACCACAUACCAUGACGUAACCACAUACCAUGACGUAACCACAUACCAUGACGUAACCACAUAUCAUGACGUAACAUAAUACCAUGACGUAACCACAUACCAGGACGUAACCACAUGCCAGGACGUAACCACAUACCAGGACGUAACCACAUACCAGGACGUAACCACAUACCAGGACGUAACCACAUAUCA
This is a messenger RNA of Haliotis rufescens (red abalone), 4130 nucleotides long. Its product is annotated as neuroglobin-like. The record is from RefSeq and is a predicted model, not a curated record. Lineage: Eukaryota; Metazoa; Mollusca; Gastropoda; Lepetellida; Haliotidae. Gene Ontology annotation, molecular function: heme binding; oxygen binding. The transcript has 4 exons. Bases 1437 to 1994 code for a protein of 185 amino acids.